UUAAGCAGCAGCAAUGAGCAUGCGAAAACUAAUGAGCAUCGCAAUAUACGCGAAGUUCAUAGAGACAAUACGUCGAACACCUUCUGUCAUUGAAACCCAUCUCUGUUUUAAAUUCUUUUGCACACAAACAACUCAAAACCAAGAUAGCUUGUGUAAGAGAAUCGAAAAGCUUCCCAAAGGAGAAUCCAUAGCCUCCGCAUUUCGUAGUUGGAUGCGUGAUGGCUUCCCCGUUCGCGGCGCCGAUGUCUUUCAUACCAUUAACCGUCUCAGAAAGCUUAACUUCAACAAACGCGCACUUGAGGUGAUGGAAUGGGUGAUUAGGGAGAGACCCUAUAGACCUAGGGAACUAGAUUACUCUUAUCUAGUGGAAUUUACAACUAAGCUUCAUGGAAUUCCACACGGUGAAAAGCUCUUCACUCGUGUUCCUGUUGAAUUUCAGAAUGAGUUACUCUAUAACAACCUUGUGAUUGCUUGUUUAGAUAAAGGUGUCGUAAGGGUUUCACUUGAGUACAUGAAGAAAAUGAGGGAAUUGGGUCAUCCCAUUUCGCAUUUGGUCUUUAACCGCUUGAUAAUUGUGCAUUCCUCGGCGAGCCGCAGGAAGAUGAUACACGGGUUACUUGCUCAAAUGAAGGCUGAUAAGGUCACGCCACAUGUUUCCACAUACAAUAUUUUGAUGAAAAUAGAGGCCAAUGAACACAAUCUUGAAAAUUUGAUGAGGUUUUUUGAUCGAAUGAAACGGGUGCAUGUUGAACCGAAUGAAAUAUCUUACUGCAUUUUAGCUACUGCACAUGCAGUUGCUAGGUUAUACACUGCAACUGAAACGUAUGUUGAGGCUGUGGAGAAAUCUAUGACAGGGAAUAAUUGGUCAACAUUGGAUGUCUUGCUUAUAUUGUAUGGGUAUCUUGGGAGCCGGAAGGAGCUGGAAAGGAUUUGGAGUAUUAUUAAUGGACUUCCCUUUGUUAGAACUAAAAGUUAUUUGUUAGCAAUUGAAGCAUUUGGUAGGAUUGGUGAGUUAAACCGAGCAGAAGAGAUUUGGUCAGAAAUGGAAUCAGUAAAAGGAUUGAAAUCUGUAGAGCAAUUUAAUUCAAUGAUGACCGUGUAUUGCAAACAUGGAGUGCUUGACAAAGCAGCUAGGUUGUACAAAAAUAUGAAGACAAAGGAGUUUAAACCGAAUGCCAUAACGUACCGACAUCUUGUGCUGGGUUGCUUGAAAUCUGGUAAGGCAGACCAAGCUUUGAAGACACUCGACUUGGGCAUGCGUUUUCCGGUUAACAAGAAGGUUAGAAAUUCAACCCCAUGGUUGGAGACAACUCUUUCAAUUGCUGAGCUUUUUGCUGAAAAAGGGGAUGUUGAAAAUGUUGAGCGACUGUUUGAAGAAUUUCAUAAAGCUAAGUAUUGUAGGUAUACUUUUGUAUAUAAUACCUUGAUUAAGGCUUAUGUAAAAGCUAAGAUUUAUAAUCCAAAUCUUUUAAGAAGGAUGAUUCUUGGAGGAGCAAAUCCCGAUGCUGAAACUUACAGUCUUCUGAAAAUUGCUGAACAGUUUCGGACCUGAUAGUUUUUAUUCAUAGUUUUCAAUCGAGUUAAUGUUAUAUCAUUAUAUGUAUCCUUAUGUUGUCAUUCUAUUUUGUAAACGUGUAUCAAUUAUGGAACAAGAGUCACUGAGAUCAUCUUCCAUUGCUUAUAGAAGCUCCUUUUGUUUGCAUAUUGCAUCAACAACUGAUAAUAUAAAGAUACUACACGGGUAUAACAUGUUGAUUUUCAUUUACCUCUCCAAAUUCAGCUACAUUGCUCCAUAAUAGAUUGCCAGUUUCAGUCGUUAUGAAAGGUGAGGGUUCCUCGUCUUUGGAGAUAAAUGCUGGUGGCUUGGUUGGUGAGAGCUCUUUUUGAGAUCUUGGAACCAAAAAACAAUUGAAGAAGCAUUCAAUACACCCCAAGUUUGGGAGUACUUGCAUGAAAAGUGAAAAGAAAGAGCUGAAAGCUUUUAGCUUGGAACCUGGUCCAUGCACCAAGGACCAAGAGAUGAAAGGGAUUACAUAUUCAGGACCAGGAGAAGGAAGGGAUUACAUAUUCAGAUGGCAAGGUUUUGGCAAGAAGGAAAGGAACCUGCUAGUGUGAGCAGAAGUCUUUGAUGUCCUAUGAUAUAUUGCAGAUAACAGUGGAUAAAGGUUUAGAUACACUUUUUAACCCUAUAAUAUAAUACUCUUGGUUUAAUAACAAUAUCAUUCACAUCACUUAGCCUCCUGUGAUUGAGAAACAACUACAGACAAUGUGAAUUGUUUAUUUAUUUAUUUAAUUAUUAAAUAUGUCGGUAAAGUUUCCCCA
Medicago truncatula (barrel medic) is the source of this 2322-nucleotide messenger RNA. RefSeq names its product pentatricopeptide repeat-containing protein At1g07590, mitochondrial. The transcript has 4 exons. NCBI's taxonomy places the organism in Eukaryota, Viridiplantae, Streptophyta, Magnoliopsida, Fabales, Fabaceae. Gene Ontology annotation, molecular function: protein binding. Gene Ontology annotation, cellular component: mitochondrion. Bases 14 to 1552 code for a protein of 512 amino acids. The record is from RefSeq and is a predicted model, not a curated record.